This is a messenger RNA of Aureobasidium vineae, 501 nucleotides long. NCBI's taxonomy places the organism in Eukaryota, Fungi, Ascomycota, Dothideomycetes, Dothideales, Saccotheciaceae. The record is from the annotation of a GenBank genome assembly.
AUGACACAUCCAGAAUAUUAUAUCCAGCGCGUGGUUCGCCCUGACAGUUGGAGUCCGGCAGGCUUCAUAACCUGCGUAGUCUUGAUUCUGGUCGACAUUUGGUAUGUGAGCCAGCAAAAUGCGAGUCGAGGCACUUUCGCCCGGAUCACCUCGAAUCCUCAAACCUCCCGAAGGGUCUUCGCAGCCGUCUACCUCGCUGCUGCCUUGUUCUCUGCUACUGUAGUCAUGUACUAUCAGGAUCAGUACUUCACCGAUAUCCAGAAACCUGGUUUGCGUGAUUCACGUGAUAUGCCUCAAGCGAGAUAUCCUUGGUUCUAUGAGGAACAUUUGGAUCGUAUGCCGCAAAUGUUCCAGAUGAUGCAUCUUCGAUCCUGGGCCGGCGAAGCUGAGAAUCCUAAGCCAGAAUGGGGCUAUUUUCUGUGGUGGUCGCAGCAAUACUUUAGUGGAUUGAUCAGCUUUGUUUUCUUCCUAUUGACUCGGUCNNUCACGUUCGUCGGUUGA